AUGACAUCAUCAAAAGAAACGUUUAUUCAAAACUAUUCAUCUCUUCGCGUUUUAUUUGUGUUUGACGAAGUGCGCCAGUUAAUGGGCGACGUUACGGGGAAUCGAAAAUUAGCGAAUAACAAAGAAACUCCAUUCAUAAAUCUUCGUCGCGCAACCCGGUGGUUACCCAGUAAAUCAGGAAUAUUUUUUGCUUUGUUAGAUACUACAUCGAGGAUUGCCAAUUUAGCCUCACCAGCCAAGUUAGAUCCAUCGGCACGUGUUGCGGGUGAUGGGAGGAAGUUAUUUCCACCUUUAUAUCACUUUGGAUAUUUGGAUGUUAAUCUUAAACCAGUUUAUGGUCUCAAAUUAGAGGAAGCUUUUAAUCCUGAAAUAUUGUUUCGAUAUGGCAGACCGUUGUGGUCAUCACUGAUUGACCGCGAUUCAAUGGAAAGAAUUCGCAAACUUGCUGCAUCAAAGCUUGUUGGUGGUGGAAAUCGAUUUAUCGAACUUUGGAAUAAUAAAUAUACAAAGUCAAUGCAUCAACUUGAGGCAUUAAGUAUCCUACGAAGUCGCUUUCCAUUCUAUGUCUGUAGAUCUGAUAUUUCUUCGGAACUUAUUGCGGGUUAUCUCUCUUGGUGCUUGUUUAUAUCCGAAGAUCGUUGGCUAGUAAACUCUACUAUGCCAUCAGAAGCAGUCAUCGCAGAGGCUGGUGCAUGUUGGAUGUCAAAGCCAAAAAUCUUAGAUGAACUGUUAGAACACCUCAUCAAGGCUGUGACCAGUGGUUGUAUAGAUGCUGGCCAAGGAGGAGAAAUUUCAGCGCAGAUUUUAGCCAUUCUAGCUCGAGACAAGGUCGCCCUACGAAUUAAUACACCUUUAGAGGAUGAUAUAAUUCCUUUUAUGUCUUCGCCAAUUUUUUUGAAAGAAUUUCUGCGAGAUUUGCUCAACUCAUCAAUUGUAGACGGAUUAGCAAAACGUAGUUCGAAUUUGUCAAAAAAGACAAAAUUGACAGACAUUAUUGAAUGUGGAAAAAUUGCCUUUACACACUUUGUAUAUGUUGAUAGGAUUCCAAAUAUUGCAGAGAUGCUUAUGUUGUUUUCUCGUGGGGCUGCCAUUUGUUGCCGCCGUGGACAGCCAGGUUCUGACUUGAUUGUUAUCGUAUUGCUUCCAAAUGAAAACAAUCAAUACUUAUUGCAAGAACAGUACAUCACUUAUCUUCUAAUUCAAGUGAAGAAUUAUCAUAAUAGGGCGAAGGAUCCCGAAUACAAGUCUUCAGCAACAACGAAGUUGUCAACAGCCUUUACUGGACUAGAUCAAGUUCCACGACAUCUAUAUUUGUCAAUGUAUAUGGGGUUUGGUGGAAAAAUGGCUUGGCAUGAAUUCCCUGAGCCAGAAAUUGCUGUCAAAGCACAAGCGAAUAUGAAUGACUAUCUAGUAAGGGGACCUAAGUAUAAUUUAAAGAUCCAAGAGCUUCGAUCUUCAAAUCUUUCACCUGCUGACAUUGAGACUAUCCGACGUCAUCGUCAAAUUUCUUUUGCGAUUCUUGGGUUUGAUGCUGAAUUGUAUCCUUGCGUUUUUCAAGAAAACUCGCAGCAUGACAGACAAAAAUCACAUAAGUUACAAGGACUGAAAGAUUCUGCAACCUCUAAAAGCAAGCGGCUUGCUCGUAUCUGGGGCGGAAAUGGAAAGAAACAAUUUACAACGGAACUUAACCCGGAGACAACCCGUAUAGUAAGCUAUAUUUACAGAUUACUACAAAGCUUUCCUGAUCCAGUAUCGUUUCACUCGGAAGAGUUAGAAAAAAAGCUGGUACGCAAUAUGGCAACACCUAUGUAUCUGGAUGCUCUUAGUGUAAACGAUGAUGCGGCUAUUCAUGACAACUUUAUAGAAGCAAUUAUUGAAAAUGAUGAUGAUGAUUAA
Molecule: messenger RNA, 1896 nt
Organism: Funneliformis geosporum
Lineage: Eukaryota; Fungi; Glomeromycota; Glomeromycetes; Glomerales; Glomeraceae
Source: the annotation of a GenBank genome assembly